UAAGCAAACAUCUAUUUAAAUAGAUUACAUUACAAAAAAUAAAUAAAUUCGGUUAAAUUUAAUAAUUAAGGCAAAAAAAUAAAUUAAUUGGAGUUGUAGCCAAUCUGAGUAAAAUUGGCGUUUGAUUUUGUUGGGGCAGCGGGAGCUCAGGUGGUAGACCGGGUUGCCUCAUUAUCAUGAGGGUCAUGGGUUCCAUUCCAGCUCCCGCCAGGGAUAUUCUGCUGUUGUGUCCUUGGGCAAGACACUUCACCCAACUUGCCUGUAUUAGUGGUGGUCAGAGGGGCCAGCCUCGCCUCUGUCAGACCUCCCCAGGGCGGCUGUGGCUACAAGUAGCUUACCAUCACUAGCAGUGUGUGAAUGUGAGAGUGUGUGAAAGCGUCUUUGUGUGCCUAGAAAAGCGCUAUAUAAGUGCAAUGCAUUAUUAUUUUAAAAUCUCGCGAGAGUUGAGAUCCUCCAAGGCGUGUGCUGUAUUGCUGAGCCAAUCAGUGCAGAGCAGAGCCUCUCCCCGGCUGAUCCAACCUGUCUGCUGCGGAGGACCAGAGCGGACCACAUCCAUGAUCGGGACGGGCCGAUCCGGUGAAUCUUGCCGUGAGCCAUGGGCCUUCUGUCUCUGAGUGUUUGGACUCUUGGGAACCGCAGUGUCCGCUCAUGGAGACGGGACUUUACCACAUUUUCAGCCACAAUUUGUACCGUCGGUACUUUGAAGCUGCUCGAAGGCUUUCAUCAGCACAGUUCUCCAGUCAAACUGCUAUUCUGCUCCAACAAACCACCAAAAGAUUUGGGAAGGAUUUUCUCAAAGGGCAAACCAACCAAUGGCAACAAAGAUUCUGUAAAAGAUCAAAACACCAAAGAGAACGAGUCUGUUGGAAGGAAAAAGCAGGAAACGAAUGAUGACGGAGAAAAAAGAGGAGAGAAAAAGAAAGGAUCACAGUGGUGGAAUGGUGUUAAGAAAGCUUUUCCUCUGCAUGGAGGAAUGGUGCUGAACCUGGCCUUUGGUGCAGCCGGCAUGGCCACAGCUUUUCUUUUCUUCCGCUUCAGAGGGACUGGAGUCCAGAUCUCCUGGAAGGAUUUUGUGCAUCGCUACUUGAGCAGAGGCGUGGUCGGUCACAUCGAGGUUAUCAAUAAGCAGUAUGUCAAAGUGUUUCCUGCUGAGGGAGUGGACUCAUCUGAGGUGAGUUAUUUGUGGUUCAACAUUGGCAGCGUGGACUCAUUUGAACAUAAGUUGGAGGUGGUUCAGCAGGAAAUGGGCUUGGACUCCAUCCCAGUCCUCUACACCAGUGAAAGUGACUGGACUGUAUUUUUAGGUGUCCUCCCAACUUUACUUUUGGGUUGCAUUUUACUUUUUGUCGUGCGUCAGGGUCCGAUGGCAGGAGCAUUUGGAGGUGGCUUGAAAGGAAUCCCCUUCAGGAUGAGUAAAUCCAAAGCCAGGAUUAUUGAGGAUAGAAACAGCGUUCGCUUUAAGGAUGUGGCAGGAUGUGAAGAGGCCAAACUAGAGGUUUUAGAGUUUGUCAACUUCCUGAAGAACCCAAGUCAGUACCAAGACUUGGGAGCCAGGAUACCAAAGGGUGCGUUGUUAUCAGGUCCACCUGGAACUGGGAAGACUUUGCUGGCUAAAGCCACAGCAGGAGAGGCCAGUGUCCCCUUCAUCACAGUCAACGGCUCUGAGUUCCAGGAGGUCUUUGUUGGUGUGGGUCCUGCCAGGAUCAGAGAUGUGUUUGCCACAGCUCGAAAGAUCGCCCCUUGUAUUGUUUUCAUCGAUGAGAUCGAUGCAGUCGGCAGGAAGAGAGGCCAGGGGAACUUUGGCAGCCAGGGAGAACAAGAAAACACUCUGAACCAGUUACUUGUGGAAAUGGAUGGAUUUAACAGCAGCACUAACAUUGUUGUGUUAGCUGGCACCAAUCGAGCUGAUAUCCUGGACCCGGCUCUGAUGAGACCUGGACGAUUUGAUCGGCAUAUACGCUUGGGUUUUCCAGAUGUAGAAAGCCGAGCCUCCAUCUUUAAAGUGCAUUUGAAUCCCUUGAAGUUGGACCCCCUUUUAAAUUUACAGUCUUUGUCCAGGAAAUUAGCAGCUCUGACCCCAGGUUUCACUGGAGCUGAAAUCUCUAAUAUUUGUAAUGAAGCUGCUCUAAGAGCUGCACGUCAUCUCAACCAGUGGAUCAGCACAGAUGACUUUGAGCAGGCAUUUCAGAGGGUCAUUGGAGGUCUGGAGAAGACUCAGGGUCUGCAGCUUUCAGAAAAGACCAUGGUUGCAUAUCAUGAAGCUGGCUAUGCUGUUGCUAGCUGGUUCCUCGAGCAUGCUGACCCAUUACUGAAGGUGUCCAUUGUUCCUCGAGGGAAAGAUCUGAGCUACGUGCAGUAUCUGCCUAAGGAGCAGUACCUGCUGACCCAGGAGCAGCUGUUUGACAGAAUGUGCAUGAUGUUGGGCGGUCGAGCGGCUGAGCAGGUUUUCUUUAGCCAAAUCACCACCGGAACACAAGAUGAUCUCAGGGAGAUCACACGGUCAGCUUAUGAACAGGUUGUGCAGUUUGGGAUGAAUAAGGCGAUAGGUCUGGUCUCUUUUGACCUCCAUCAGCAGGAGAACGCAGUGACCGAGAAGCCUUACAGUGAAUACAAAGCACAGCUUAUAGACCAGGAAGUUCGCUCGCUCGUGGAAGCUGCCUUCCAACGAACAUUUCAGCUCAUCACAGACAAGAAAAAAAUGGUAGAAAAGGUGGCAAAACGUCUCCUAGAAAAAGAGAUGCUCAGCAGAGCCGACCUGGUGGAGCUUCUAGGACCUCCACCCUUUCAGCAAAAAUACUCCUAUGAGGAAUUUGUGGAACAGCCAGAGGAUUAUGAAGAGGGAAUCUCUCUACCGGAUGUGGAAAAGAGUUUGGACAAAAACAAAGGGGAUGAAGAAUAAACACAAUCAUCUCCGUUUCCAUAGGUCUGGACAAGCCAAGGACCCCUGAGCCCAACUCCAAGUAUUAAAACUUUAUACAGACACAGAGUUAUAACUCUUAUUUAGAGUUUUGAUUAUACUAUUGGGCGUGUUUUAGACAUUUUAUACAUGUAAUUUGUACAAAUGGUAUCUUAAUAUUCUCCCAACACAAAAAAUCUUGUGGAAUCAUAGAUUCCACUACUGCAGAUGGACAUGCAGAAAACAUUUUUUCUGUUUUACCAUCCAUCCAUCCAUCCAUCCAUCCAUCCAUCCAUCCAUCCAUCCAUUUUCAGCUGCUUAUUCGGAGUCAGGUCGCGGGGGCAGCAGCCUGAGCCGGGAUGCCCAGACUUCCCUCUCCCCAGCUACUUGGGCCAGCUCUUCCGGGGGAAUCCCAAGACGUUCCCUGGCCAGCUGAGAGACAUAGUCCCUCCAGCGUGGGUCUUCCCUUGGUCUGUCCCAGUUGGACAUGCCCGGAAAAUCUCACCAGGGAUCCUGGCCAGAUGCCCGAGCCACCUCAACUGGCUUCUCUUGACAUGGAGGAGCAGUGGGUCUACUCCGAGCCCCUCCCGGAUGACCGAGCUUCUCACCCUAUCGCUAAGGGAGAGCCCAGACACCCUGUGGAGAAAACGAAUUUCGGCCGCUUGUAUCUGCGAUCUCAUACUUUCGGUCACUACCCUAAGCUCGUGACCAUAGGUAAGGGUAGGAACGAGAUCGACCGAUAAAUCGAGAACUUUGCCUUCCGGCUCAGCUCUCUCUUCAACAUGACAGGUCGUUACAACGCCCGCUUCACUGCAGACACAGCACCAAUCCGCCUAUCGAUUACGCGCUCCAGCGUUCCCUCCUUAGUGAACAAGACCCUGAGAUACUUAAACUCCUCCACUUGAGGCAGGACCUCAUCCCUGACCUGGAGAAGGAAUUCUACCCUUUUCCGACUUAAGACCAUGGUCGUGGAUUUAGAGGAGCUGAUUCUCAUCCCAGCUGCUUUCUGUUUUACAUUUUAGAAAAUUUAAUAAUUUUCAUUUUACAUUGUUUGCAUAACCUGCCUCAUUUUCAAUCUGUACAUUCUACAGGCGUGGAUCUGGUUUAGGAAGUGUUAGAACAUGUUCCUAAUUUUGCUUUUGCACAUUAGAAAAAUACAAACUUAUGGCAUCACAUGCACUUCAGGCAAUUUAAAACAGCCCAUCGCACUCUGAAGUGGCUGUCAUUCUGAACUCUUAUUUAACCAUUCACCUCCUUAUACUACCUCACUAUCAAACCCUUUAUACACAUUCAUCAGCUUUGUUAUUCCGUGGGAUUUUUGCUUGUUGCAGAAUUCAUUUGGUGUGAAUUUAAAUCAAACCUGAAACUGAAAGAAAAUAUAAAGCAAACAAUGAGCCAACAGUUUUUUUUAUUGAAUCUUCUACAUCAUCAUUGGUUUUGCAACAGAACUCAGAAGUACCGUAUUCAUAAUGCAGACAGACCUAACAGGCUGCAAAUAAACUCAUCAGCUUCUAAAAUAAAAUAAGGAUUACUUGUGAAUUUAACUCGACUUAAAUAAAAUCGUUGGCACU
Molecule: messenger RNA, 4467 nt
Organism: Nothobranchius furzeri (turquoise killifish)
Lineage: Eukaryota; Metazoa; Chordata; Actinopteri; Cyprinodontiformes; Nothobranchiidae
Product: mitochondrial inner membrane m-AAA protease component AFG3L1
Biological process (GO): mitochondrial protein processing
Cellular component (GO): membrane; m-AAA complex
Molecular function (GO): zinc ion binding; metalloendopeptidase activity; ATP binding
Source: RefSeq, a predicted model, not a curated record